GCGGCAGUUAAAACGAGCUGGCGUUGCCGUGACUCCAGCGCUCCUUCCAGAAUCCCAUUUGGAGUCUUCGCUUCUCGCCUGAAACCUUGGACCUCGCUUCGCUCGAGAUGGACCCCAAUUGCUCCUGCUCCUCAGGUGACUCCUGCACCUGUGCCGGCUCCUGCACGUGCAGGGAAUGCAAAUGCGCCUCCUGCAAGAAGAGCUGCUGCUCCUGCUGCCCUGUGGGCUGUGCCAAGUGUGCCCAGGGCUGCAUCUGCAAAGGGGCAUCGGACAAGUGCAACUGCUGUGCCUGAUGCGGGCAGAGCCCGGCUCCCUGAUGUACCCAUUGCUUUUUCUAUGAAAGAUGUGAAUGACAAUAAACCCUUUCAGACUUG
Messenger RNA from Ochotona curzoniae (black-lipped pika), 374 nucleotides. Its product is annotated as metallothionein-2. Gene Ontology annotation, molecular function: metal ion binding. Lineage: Eukaryota; Metazoa; Chordata; Mammalia; Lagomorpha; Ochotonidae. The coding region runs from base 108 to 293 and encodes 61 amino acids. The record is from RefSeq and is a predicted model, not a curated record. The transcript is spliced from 3 exons.